UCAACUUUUCUCUGUGCCAAAUGACCGCGCUCUGAAAGUAAACAGUAAUUUUUAUGGGUUAAAGUGUCACUGCGGUUAAGAUAAGUAACAGAGACAUUAUAGUGAACCAGAUUAAAGGUGCUUUGGACUGACAGGGAGCCCGUCAUCCCGCAAACGUCCCAGUGCCACACUGCAAAAGAAAAGAGAUUUCAGAAGACAUGUCCUCCCAAGUCAGACUGAGGCUGCUGCCGAGAGCCAGAUGCAUGUUCGAUGAGCCUAUCCAGGUGAAGGUGGCGGGGCUGAGGUCGAGACAGGUGGUCACCAUGAGAGCCAGGUCGGCUGACGAGAAGGGGGUGGUGUUCAGGUCCGCGGCCACCUACAGGGCUGACGGGAAGGGGGAGAUCGACCUGGAGAGAGACCCCUCUCUCAGUGGGAGCUACGUCGGGGUUGAACCCAUGGGUCUGCUGUGGUCGAUGAGGCCAGACAAGCUGCACAAAAGGUUUCAAAAAAACAAAUCACUAAACCCCCAUGUGGUGACGUUCUCUGUGCAUGAGGACGAAGCAGAGGGCAGGAUGCUGGCAGAGGCGACCAAUGAGAGGCUUCUGAUGGGAGACGGGGUGAGCCGGCUCCCUGUCAAAGAAGGGAAUAUCCGUGGAGUCCUGUUUACUCCGCCAGGAGAAGGACAGUUCCCUGCUGUGUUGGAUCUAUACACUUUCGGUGGAGGUUUGUCGGAAAAAAGGGCCUCUCUGCUGGCCAGCCGUGGAUUUGUGGUUCUGACCGUGGCGCUGUACGGUCACGAUGACAUGGCGAAGAACAUCAAAGCGGUCCACCUGGAUUAUUUAGAAGAAGCAAUCGAGUUUUUAAAAAAACAAAACAAGGUGGGCAGUAAAGGGAUUGGCGUGAUAUCCCUUUCGAAAGGUGGAGAUCUUGCACUAUCAAUAGCCUCAUACCUGCCAGAUGUUGAGGCCAUAGUGUGGAUUAAUGGCUGCUGUGCCAAUGCAGCUUUACCCCUCCACUACAAGAAGAGCCUAAUCCACCCUGCAUUAAUGUUUGACCUCGACAGUAUCAUUCCUACUGAGUCUGGGGCCUAUUAUGUCAAGUCUGGUAUGCAUAAUCCGCUGGCAGAGGAGAACAAGGCCGCCAUGAUCCCCAUUGAACGAGCCAGCGGACGUUUCCUCUUCGUGGCUUCAGAGGACGACCUCAACUGGGACAGCAAAGCUUUUGUGGACAUAAUGGAGGAGAGAAUGAAGCAUCACGGGAAGGAGAAUUUUGAGAGCGUGUGUUAUCCUAGAGCGGGACAUUACCUGGAACCGCCGUAUGGACCGUACUGCCCCUCCAGUUUUCACGGGGCUGUGGGUGAGGCGGUCCUGUGGGGGGGCGAGCCCAGGUCCCACGCAGCAGCUGAAGUCCACCUGUGGAAGAAGAUUCAGGAGUUCUUCAAAACUCACCUGAGCGGUGGUGCUGCUCAGACUACAGCCAAAUUAUAGAUAAAUACAGCAGCAAAUAAGUAUAACAGGUUAGGGUGAUUUCAGUUGAUUUAUUGCUUUACAAUUAAGUAUCUGUAAAUAUUUGUAACAACAUAUUCAAGGCUACAUGAAAGGGUUUCGUCACAUAUUUGACCAAACUCACUGCACUGUGUACAGUUUAUUUGACUGCCUGAUUUACAUUUUUGAUUUGAUGUACUUUAACUCUUUGAAACCUA
Molecule: messenger RNA, 1681 nt
Organism: Plectropomus leopardus (leopard coralgrouper)
Lineage: Eukaryota; Metazoa; Chordata; Actinopteri; Perciformes; Serranidae
Product: acyl-coenzyme A thioesterase 6-like
Biological process (GO): fatty acid metabolic process; acyl-CoA metabolic process
Molecular function (GO): fatty acyl-CoA hydrolase activity
Source: RefSeq, a predicted model, not a curated record